This is a messenger RNA of Hyalella azteca, 1818 nucleotides long. RefSeq names its product glyoxylate reductase/hydroxypyruvate reductase-like. The record is from RefSeq and is a predicted model, not a curated record. Gene Ontology annotation, molecular function: hydroxypyruvate reductase [NAD(P)H] activity; hydroxypyruvate reductase (NADH) activity; NAD binding. Bases 165 to 1163 code for a protein of 332 amino acids. The transcript is spliced from 7 exons. Lineage: Eukaryota; Metazoa; Arthropoda; Malacostraca; Amphipoda; Hyalellidae. Gene Ontology annotation, cellular component: cytosol.
GAUAAAAAGUAUAUUGAUAACCGCUUCUUGUUUUUAGGCGGAAAGAUUCAAUUCUUCCUUAGGCUGUCGCAUUUAACGUACUGCGGGAACAUACGUAGGAAUAUUACUUCCGACUAAUGAGGGUCUUGCAUUUGACACACGGUUUAACUUAGUCAACGAUUCUCAUGACCUUCUCGGCAUGGUGCGUUCUCCUUCGGUAUCAGCCGUUGAGAAUUUGUAAGACUCCUCGAAAUUUGAACUUCUUCAAACCCGCGUAUUCAACCUCUCUGCCGGAUAGCAUGGAGAAGCCUAAAGUGUUAAUCACCAGAAACGAUGUCCCACAGAUCGCCAUACGGAAACUACGUGAGCUGUGUGAUGUAGACAUUUACGAAGGCUCCUACCCGAUGCCUCGCGACCAACUCCUGGCCAGAGUCGCCGGGAAAGACGGACUGUUCUGUUUCCUCACAGACCGCAUCAACGCCGAAGUUUUGGAUGCGGCCGGACGAAGCUUGCGUGUGGUCAGUACGAUGUCUGUGGGCUACGAUCAUCUCAGCCUCGAGGAAAUGAAAAGCCGCGACAUCAAAGUGGGCUACACGCCGGACGUGCUCACGGAUGCAACGGCCGAGCUGACGCUAGCGCUGCUGCUGGCCACCUCGAGGCGUCUGCUACAGGCCAACGCUGAGCUUAAUAAUGGCGGCUGGGGAAGGUGCGUGUGGGGCCCCGUGUGGAUGCUGGGUAAAGGAUUGUCGGGGUCUACGGUGGGAAUCUUUGGUUUGGGGCGGACUGGACAGGCAGUACUCAAGAGGCUCGCGGGCUUUAACGUCGCCAAGUUCCUCUAUACGAGCACGACUAAGAAAGAGCUACGCGCCAAGUUCAACAAGGACGCCUUUGCUGCCAUGAAGAACUCGGCGGUCUUCAUCAACACCUCUAGAGGAGGACUGGUAGACCAAGAAGCGCUAGUGUGGGCCCUUCAGACCGGCCAGAUCUGGGCUGCGGGUCUGGACGUGAUGACGCCAGAGCCGCUCCCCACUGACCACAUCCUCACCACCCUGCCUAACUGCACAUUGGUCCCUCAUAUUGCAAGCGCUGACGUCAAGACGCGUGAAGCGAUGGCAGAGUUGGCUGCUGAAAAUCUUCUCGGGGGGCUCAUCGAAGGCAAACAAAUGCUCAAAAGAUUGUGCUGAAGCCAUCAACAAGACAAUGGAGAAUUUACUCAAGACACGAACUGUUCAAUAGUAUGAGGAUAAUUAUAUAUUUCAUCGAAUAUAAAAUUUAUUUAAUACUAUGUAAUUGAUUAAAUUUGAGUUUAUAUUGUGGCUCCAAAGCAAAAUAAUGUGAAGCAAUCCCUCUAGGACAGAAUUUACUUGAUCCUGUAUAACAUCUUGCGCUGCAAACGAUGCUGGACUUCCCCACGCCGAAUCAUGUAGUGCAGGACAUUAGAAAUAGCACGUUCAUGGUAUUUUUGAAAUAUUACUUAGAUAUUAAUAAAAUCUAACUAUUAAAACUACACUCACUUGUCUCACGAAGUCCUGAACAAUAGAGUGCUUUGAGGAGACCUGAGAGCGUUGCCAGGAGACCUGGCAAAGCGUUACACCUCGUCGAAGCUUUGGAGUCAAAUUCACCAAAUUCCUUUUUUUAAAGAGUUCAUUCAUGGUCCAGCUUAUCGUAUUAUUGUGAGCAUUGUUCUGUGUACAUAAAUGACCAGUAAAAAAUUGACAGUUUGUAUGAUGGUUCUUACACGGGGCGCCUAUCGCUCGACUGGCGCAAGGGAGGCUUGCUGCUCCUUUACUUCCCGUAGUCAGCAACUCUUACUCCGGUCUCUUAAACAUUUUUUUUCUA